CAACUGCGCAUGCGCAGAGCCAGAAGAAAAAAACUGAUUUCUCGUCAUGGUGUCGUCCUAGCAAACAUGUAAGCUUUCCGAACGCCGAUGGCAAGAUGCACCACGAAAAGAAAAGAAGCAUGGACGACACCUGGUCCGCUGCCGAGCUGAAAAGACGACUUUCCAGGAGGAAGGAACAGGAACGCGACACAAAGCAGUACCGCGGUGGGGAAUCCGCGGAGAGACGCCACAGGGACUCGCGAGGGGACAGAGACCACAGAGACCGUCACGGAGAGAGACGGGACUCGGGCGCAGAGGACAGACGCGGUGACCGGGAUGCGAGGGCGGAGCCAGAAAGGCCGGAGGACGCGAACAGGCGUGCGCGCGACUCCAGAGAGGGCAGAGGCAAGCGGGAUAAAGGCAGGUCGAAGGAGGGACCCCAGGAGGAGGAGGACAGACUCAAGAGGAAGGAGGACAGAGAAAGACGGAGGGAAGAACGGGACAGGAGGAGACACGAAGAGAGGAGGGACGACCACGACGGACGAGAAAGGCACGAGGACAGGAAGCAGUCGAGGGAGGAAAGAGAGCAACACCGAAAACAAAAAGAAGACCGAGAAAGGAGACACAAAGAGAGAGCCUGCCGCGAUGAAAAGCCGAGGCGCGAGAGAGAGGAGCGAGCCGAGGAAGAGCGAGCCGAGAGGGAACGACGCAGAGAAGCCGUCGAGAGACGUCACAGCAGCUCCAGGGAAUCCAAAGCCAGUCACCGCCAUGACACUAAAACUAGCAAAGCUGAGGGGGAUGUGAUGCAUUCAGGGAACGUGGCAGCUGGAGACGCACAAGACCCAGUAGCCGAGGAUGAACCUUCACAUGAGUACGAAGAUGACUUCGAGGAUUACGAAGAGGAUUUCGAGGAACUAGACGAGGACGACAAGGACGGCGAGGAGGAGGACGGGAAUGCGGAAGUGGGCGAGGAGGUUAAAGCCAUCCAGAGAGCCAUGGGUGAAGAGAAUAAACGAGUCCGGGCAUCUUUUUCUCCUUUUAGCAAAGAGGAGGAAGAAGGAGAAGAAAAGCCCGAAUGGUCCAGAGUGAAGCGCUCAGACGAGAAGGAGAGUCGAGGCUCCCAGCGAGGAAAGUUCAUCGACUUUGUGGCGGCGAAGCAGCGAGAAGUCAGCAAGAAAGUCGCCAUGAAACAAAGGAAGCGCAGUGCGGAGCUGCUUCGCUUAAUUGAUCUGGAUUUCUCCACCACGUUUUCCCUUCUGGAUCUACCUCCUGUCAGCGAAUAUGACAUGUACAUUAGGAACUUCGGAGCCGCAAACACAAAGCAGGCUUACGUCCAGUGUAACGAGGAAAAUGCCGACCGGGACAUCCAGACUGAGGAGGUGGACUUAAGUGACAAGUGGACUCAGCAUCCCGCAGAGCAAAGCGGGGCCUGUGGCGAUCCAAACCAGUCACAUGAAACUCGAAAAAUGAUCGGGAUGAACUUCGAUUCGAGGCGCCUGGCCGCGUUCCUGCGUGCCGCCUCCCAGGUGAUGUCCGUGCUGCUGGAGGAGGAUCACGCCGAGAGAAGUUCCUUCCAGGGCCGGACGGCACAAAAGGACGCUCUGUCGUUCAGCGACGGAAGUCUGCAACUCAACACCGACUUGCCUUUCCUCCGCGGUCGCGCCGUCAGCCGGGUGCUCUUCUCUCAAGUGCGGAGGCACAGGCUCCUGUCGGUCCACGAGCCCUCAGCUUCGACCGGCGACGUCGUGCGGCAUCGCGGCUGCGCCGUCAUCUGCGUCUGGAACAUGUGGGAGCCAUCCAGACCGCAGAAGAUCCUGCUCUGUGAAUCAGAGGUGCAGUGCUGCUGUUUCAGCCCGGGAAAGGCAACGUUGGUGUUCGCCGGCACGCGCAUCGGCUCCGUGGCGCUGUGGGACCUACGGGAGCCCGACGGCAACCACCAUCGCUUGAAGGUGGGCGAGGACGAGUGGACCUUCAGACGGCCUACCUUUUCCACUGAUGCAGUGCCCUCAGUCCAUUUCUCAUCAGUGACGUCCGUCGAGGUUGUUCCCGCCACUGUGACCGGGGCGGCGGGGCCAGAGGCGGUCUUCUUAGCAUCUGAGGAAGAGUUGUUGGGAUUGUCGUUCCAGUUGGCUUCGAUGGACGACAACGGGCUGUUGAAUCUUUGGGUGGUAGUGCAACUCCCAAAAGCCAACGAGGCGGGCUCCCAGACAGAUCUCGGUCUGAGGCCGGGUGGCAAAGUGAAACUGCUCCACAGCUCGGCCUGCGUGACGGCCAAAGGGGUUUCGCAGUCGCACGCGGACAAAACAGGACCGCCGCAGUCGCUUCAUUUAAAAUUUCUCCCCACUGACCCCAGCCAUUUCUUCAUCGGCACCAAUAUGGGUCUGGUCAGUCACGGCACCACUCAGGGUUUGAAAGCCCUGCCCAAGUGCUACAGCUCGCAGCAGCUUGCCACCCGCCUUGUUGAUGUCACCGCCAUCCAGUUUUCUCCUUUUAGGCCACACUUGUUUUUGGUGGGCUGCAGCGACGGCAGUGUGCGGCUACACGAGGUCAGCCGUGACAAACCGGCGGCCGAGUGGGCGGACGGCACUGCCGGCGAGGAGGUGGUCUCGUUGCAGUGGAGCCAGACCAGGCCGGCGGUCUUCUGCGUGCUGGAUGCUGCGUCCCGCCUUUACAUUUGGGACCUGUUGAAGAGCGACACGGCGCCUGUGGUUACAGAGCAGUUGCACGCUGACAGGCUGACGGCCAUGGCUGCAUUUGGAGAUGCGGGACAACAGAACACAUAUUCAGGAAUAGCGACCGCACACCACUCGGGUAAAAUAGAAAUGCACUAUUUCACAAGGGAAUUCGCCAUCCGAAGUGGUCACGAAGAAAACGCAUUAGAGGGAAAGAUUGUAGAAUCCUUUUGAAACACUUGAAGGACCUUUAUUGUCAAUUGGUACUCAUGACACAAAUAGGUUGUGUACAUUUUGUCACAUGGAUUUUUAUAGUGUAUCGUUACACAAAUAUAAACUUUUACUGUGUACUAGUAUGAGCGAAUGGCAAGGGUUUGUUACAUCGUGCAUCUGUUGGUCUGUCUAUACACACACACACACACAGAAAACAGUAUGUCAUUUGGAAGUGUAGGGAAAAUUAUAUUUACUAUCAUCUCUAUCCUUUCAAGUACAGUUUUCCAAUACAUAUAUGUGAAGUACCACACAUGCAACCCAGCGGGGUAAAAUUGACACCUCCGAAGAUACUUUUAGCUUACUGUAGCUGCUCAAAUAGGGAUCCGCUCGCUAAUGGACACUGUGCCUCAAUAACAAAAGACAGGAGAUUUCGGAGGUGUACGUGUUGGAACACUCGAGACCGGUCUCAAGACCACAUUUUGAAGGUCUUGGUCUUCUCUCAGACUCCGGCCCCAAAAGUCUUGUUCUUGUCUCGUUCUUGCAUUGGCCAGACGUGGGAUAUUCUGUGGAGCGCAGCACUCAUCUGCUCUUAUUCAACUUCAUUCAUGUGCUAAUAAGGAGAAGCACUUUGUAAAACAACAAAUACAUUGAUGUCUUACUAACUGCCCCAGCACCACCACCACAAUGCUUGCAACUUUAGCGGUGUUGUGACUGAGGGGCACAAGCGGAAGUGAAAGGUUCGAGAUGUAAAUAAUAAACUGAGAGACCGGAACAAGACAUGUCCGCUAACUCAUCAACAGUAAGUAAAUGUGGCUUCCUCAACCACAAAGGCUUCAUAUGUACAACAACAUGCAAAAGAAAACUCCGUGGUGUGUAAAUUCAACUCACUGAAACGGUAGCGACGCCGAAUUUGAGCUGGAAUCUCGAAAGAAAACAACACAGGUCAGCUAAUGUUCACUGUAAUCCUCGGAUAAUUGCCUUGGGAAUUGUUUUUUUCCCAACCCAAAAAAUUCUUGAAUAAGCGGAGAUAAACUGCCAUAAGUGUUUUCGGGAUGGGAAGAAAAAAAAAACAGCUGAAUCCACUGCGAGUAUGCGGGGGUCAACUGUAUUACAAUACAGUAUUUCCUGGCCUCCACUCAGCAACAGCAAACAUCACGAGACUCAAGAGUAUUAAAAUGACAAAACAUUUAAUGAAAAUGUCACGUAGAUAUCCAUUUUUCAGUAUGUUUACGCCAUGAAAGAUGAUUAUUGUAUGUGAAACAAAUAUCUGGUGUUAAAAAAAAAUCUGAAAUAAUUUCAGAACAUUAGGUGCGCCUGAAAAAAAUAGGAACGGGAAAAAAUUGGCAGCCUUAGAAUCUGCCUAUCGAUACUGACUAGAGAUGUGUGCAUAGGACACAAAAUGAGUUGGAAAAUGGAAAUUUGAUAUAUUAAGAAAUGAAGUAUGAAAAUAAGAAUACAUUGCACGAGUAUGACAUUCUGCUCACGUUUAAUAUAAAAAUGAAAAGGUGGAUCCUUCGAGAACGCUGCAUUAAUGACCAUCACUCUGCUAAGUCUUGAUCAUAAUUGAGCAGGUCGCAAGUGAGCACAAUAUCCGAGCGUCCGCAGUCCUGCAGAACUUUGUUGAGGAGGCUGCUGGUGGCGUGAAUAUCCGUGGACUCGUCCAGAGGCCAGUCCAGGAGCUGCGCGCUGGACGGCAGUUCGGGGAGGCCUGGCUGGUAGUCCUCCAGGGGGUUGGGGUAGAGCAGCUGGCGCAUGGAGGGCACCCUCGCCACCGUCCUCACCGCCUUUACCAGACCGGCGGUGGAGAGCGGGUUGAGGGCGAGGGCCAGGCUUCGGAGGGACGAGCAGCAGCCAAGGGAAGGCAGCAACGGGCCCAGCAGGUCGUCGCUGAGCCCGCAGCCGCUCAGCGACAGGUGGCGCAGGCUGCCCGACGCCUGCGACAGGAGGCGGCGUACGGAGGGCAGCGUGUCGGCAUUGAGUCGGUUCUCGCUCAAGUCCAGCCGCUGCAGGGAGGAAGCGUGCCGGCUGCACGACAGGUAGGCCAGAUCGGCCGCGCUGAGGCUCAAGUAAGGCAGCUCCAGCACCUCCAGAGGCUGAGGCAAGGAACUGCAACAAGUACAGGACUUGAAGAGU
This is a messenger RNA of Phycodurus eques (leafy seadragon), 4997 nucleotides long. RefSeq names its product dynein 2 intermediate chain 1 (gene dync2i1). Gene Ontology annotation, biological process: intraciliary transport. The transcript has 23 exons. NCBI's taxonomy places the organism in Eukaryota, Metazoa, Chordata, Actinopteri, Syngnathiformes, Syngnathidae. Gene Ontology annotation, cellular component: cytoplasmic dynein complex. Bases 96 to 2885 code for a protein of 929 amino acids. The record is from RefSeq and is a predicted model, not a curated record. Gene Ontology annotation, molecular function: dynein heavy chain binding; dynein light chain binding.